Molecule: messenger RNA, 1546 nt
Organism: Carica papaya (papaya)
Lineage: Eukaryota; Viridiplantae; Streptophyta; Magnoliopsida; Brassicales; Caricaceae
Source: RefSeq, a predicted model, not a curated record
AGAAAGAAACAAGCUUCUUCUUCCGGACUUCUUCACCUCUCUUGCUGCCUUUUUCCUCGUCCCCUUACUACAGCUCUGUCGUUUCAAUGUCAUCAGUUAUCAACACAGUCUCCUCCAUUGGACUGUCCAAAGUCAACGCCACCUACCGAAUCCGGUCUCGCAAGCUUUUGACGCCUGCUUCCGUUUCUUUCUCUAGACGGAGACUACCAGUGAUAGCAGCGGAGACUGAUACGAAUGAAGUGAAAUCUCAGGCACCUGAUAAAGCGCCGGCUGCUGGUGGUUCGAGCUUCAACCAGCUUCUAGGAAUCAAAGGAGCUGCCAAGGAAACUAAUAAAUGGAAAAUUCGUCUUCAACUUACAAAGCCAGUUACUUGGCCACCAUUGGUCUGGGGAGUAGUUUGUGGAGCUGCUGCCUCUGGAAACUUCCACUGGAAUUUGGAGGAUGUUGCGAAAUCUGUGCUUUGCAUGAUAAUGUCUGGUCCAUGUCUUACUGGCUAUACACAAACAAUUAAUGACUGGUAUGAUCGAGAGAUCGAUGCAAUUAAUGAGCCAUAUCGUCCAAUUCCUUCUGGAGCAAUUUCUGAGAAUGAGGUUAUUACUCAAAUAUGGGUGCUGCUUUUGGCAGGUCUUGCCAUAGCUGGAAUUUUAGAUGUUUGGGCAGGGCAUGACUUCCCAAUAGUAUUUUACCUUGCUCUAGGUGGAUCCUUGUUGUCUUACAUAUACUCUGCUCCACCAUUGAAGCUGAAACAAAAUGGAUGGAUCGGAAAUUUUGCCCUUGGAGCAAGCUAUAUUAGUUUGCCUUGGUGGGAUGCCCUUUUUCUAUUCUCCUACCUUACACCUGACAUAAUAGUUCUCACUCUCUUGUAUAGCAUAGCUGGGCUGGGUAUUGCCAUUGUUAAUGACUUCAAAAGUAUAGAAGGAGAUAGAGCACUAGGACUUCAGUCACUUCCAGUAGCCUUUGGUGCUGAAACUGCUAAAUGGAUAUGCGUUGGUGCUAUUGACAUAACUCAAAUAUCUGUAGCUGGUUACCUUCUUGGAGCUGGUAAACCAUAUUAUGCGUUGGCCUUGCUUGCUUUGAUAAUUCCACAAGUAGUAUUUCAGUUCCAGUACUUCCUCAAAGACCCUGUCAAGUACGAUGUUAAAUAUCAGGCCAGUGCUCAGCCAUUCCUAGUUCUCGGUCUGCUGGUGACUGCCUUAGCAACGAGUCAUUAGUAUAUCCAUUUGUUGCUUUUACUGGCGGGACAAGAGAGUGACUAGGAAGACAACAAACAUAAAGCUGGCAAAUGUUGGCAAGCAGAAGAUUAUCCACCAGCAAAGGUUACAGCAGCCGUAAUUUUGCCAAUCUAUGUGAGCCUCUUCUUCAGCUCUAAUUAAUAAGAUAGGAUUUUCCCAUUCCAUCACUUUCUGCUUAUUGUUUGUCUGUAACUGCUGUAAAUGACAUGUUUCUCAUGUUUUGGAUUUUUCGUUUUAAACCACUGUAACACCAGAAUCCAGAAUAUGCAGUUCUGCACAGUUUUCUAUUUACCUGCAUUGCUUCUUUGUUCUCU